GUGAAUGAUAUAUCUGGACAAGUGGAGAGUAUUAAAGGGGAAGUAACUGCUGCCAUGUCGGAGUUAGAGAAUGACCAGGCAUCACCACUGAAUGUUGACUCCCCUAAACCAGUCACGAAACAAGAUGCAUUCUCCAGUCUUACAGAGUAUAUCAAAAGUCAACAAUACCAAAAAGCAAUACAGCUUGUCAGAUCUUUCAGGACAAUGUGGCCUGGUGACAUGUUUGGACAAUCACAGGAUGAUGACCUUGUUACCCUGCUCAAUGUAUUUUGUAUUGAAAUGGCUGAAAAGAAAACAGGUGUAUUUGUAUUAACAAAGGUGGAGUUUGAUAUUGGUUUGUUAUAUAGCCAGUUAUUGGACAUUAAUCAACAAAUUAGAAACUGGACUAUACCCUCUCCUCAACAGUCGUGCACAGGAAACAACGAUUUAUUAGACUCCAGUACAUUAUGAUAGUAUAAAUAUUCUGAGUUUGACAAGAAAACUACAAUUAAUU
This is a messenger RNA of Ruditapes philippinarum (Manila clam), 493 nucleotides long. RefSeq names its product protein furry homolog-like. The annotation marks the transcript as partial. The transcript has 3 exons. Lineage: Eukaryota; Metazoa; Mollusca; Bivalvia; Venerida; Veneridae. The record is from RefSeq and is a predicted model, not a curated record.